Patiria miniata (bat star) is the source of this 3100-nucleotide messenger RNA. Its product is annotated as cell wall integrity and stress response component 3-like. Lineage: Eukaryota; Metazoa; Echinodermata; Asteroidea; Valvatida; Asterinidae. Bases 272 to 2224 code for a protein of 650 amino acids. Gene Ontology annotation, cellular component: plasma membrane. The record is from RefSeq and is a predicted model, not a curated record. The transcript is spliced from 8 exons.
CUAUGUGCAUUACCCACUAUACUUUAUGAACCGUCCAAGCGUGCACGCACUUUCUAUUUGCGUUUCUUGCUGAAUUCGUUGACUCAUGGGAGACAUGACAAACAAAAUAUAGUCUGUCUGCCUGAAAACCGACGGCAUAAGUUGGGUAGACCAUUAAGGGUUUGCAGUAAACUUCGAUGUAAAGAGUACAUUUACGAGAAGGGGUGAAGAAAGUACGAGGAUUUAAACAGGAUACUGUGUCAUCAGUCAUAGUUUUUAUUACACGGACGAGAUGGAGAUAAGAUGUCGUUGCUGUUUCUUACUAUUGGUGUUAUCCGUGGAAGUGUCAUCACAAGACCCUAUUGAGUUGACAGAUGUCCGCUUGUACACAGAGGGCGGGCUUCUCUUUGGCGGCGCUGUGGAGGUGCGCACGCCCAACGGCUGGGAGCGAGUUUGCUACGACGGCUUCGACUCGCAAAUGGCCGAUGUCGUCUGUCACAAGCGAGAUUUCGAUGAGGGUGCUAUGGCCGUCCGAUCAUCAGCCAGCCUCGGGAUAGAAGUCAACCCACUACCUUCGUUGGCGUGUCAGUUCACCACGGCAGACGGCGAGGAAGUAGUGCAGUGCGAGUACGCAUCGACCUGCUCAGAUCACGUGGUCGUCAUUUGUAAUUAUCCCGGCUACCUGGGCUGCUACCCUCACACCAGGACCAACCCUGCCCUGGACGAGGCCUCCUUCGCCUUCGCCAACAUGACCGUCCAGCUCUGCCUGUCGCUCUGCCGCCAGCGGGGCUACCCUCACGCCGGGGUGGCGUUCGGUCAGGAGUGCUACUGCGAGGCACAGGGAGUGGAUGGCCUGGCGUCCGAGAGACUCGGCAACGAGGAAUGCUUCUUACCCUGCGUGGGGGAUCCGCUGCAGAUCUGUGGCGGAGGGAAGGCGGUCGGGAUUUAUGAUAGUCGACUAGGAUCGUGCAAUAGCAUCUACACGGAUGUAGAGGGCGCUAUAGCCACGCCGGGUUUUCCCGACAAAUAUUCAAAUGACGAACAGUGCACGUGGACGGUCCGAGUUGAUAACGCGGCCAACAUCACGGUGCAGCUGAGGGCCGUGGUGCUGGCUCAGGGAGACAGGGUGGGCGUAGCCGCUCCUCAAGCCGCCGAACUCGUCGCCUUCACGGGAGGCGCGAACCCGUCCAACAUUGGCUUCGAGUCGACCAGCCACAUCCUGGAUGCACGGCUCGAGUUCACGUUUACCGGGGGCGAGGUCACGGUGACCUUCAACUCCACGCUGACGUCACUCGGAGCUCAGGGAGUCGUCAUAACGUUUUGGUCGUCGAUAGGGCCGCCUACAGAUCGAUCAAUGCAAAUAAAUAUGACACAGCCAGCCUCGACCGUGACGUCACACACAGUGCCCAAAACCACCACGGCGGGCCCAACCACCACCACCACUACCACCACCACCACUACCACCACCACCUCCCCAGAAUCGAUGACGUCACGAGCAUUGCCAACGACGUCAUCGUUCUCGCCCACGGUUGCAACUGACGACGACGACAACGCAACAACUGCAACAGCGGCGAUCGCUCCCAACACUGCCACCGUUGAUGGCGCACUACCCACCCCGAGAUCGGUUACCAUGGUGAAUGGAGGUGGUUCACGGGAAGCGCCAUCUAUUGCUGUUAUCGUAGCUAUCGCAGUUGGCAUUAUUCUGAUCCUGUUGCUGUUUCUGACUGUUGCGGUUCUGUUUACAACGAGUCACAAACACGAUCGCAAGAGGAACAGACGUCAUAACCACAACGUUCACGUGAACGCCGCCUACGCCAUGUCGAACGAUAACGACGGGCAGACGGACUCCGGCAUCUUCGACCCGGGCUACGAGAACGCGGACCUGGGAGAACCCAUCUACCUCUCCAUCCGCAAUGACCAUAGGGCUAGGGCCGACUUGAAGUCAGCCUACUACGGCGGCUCGGACCAAGAGCAGGACAGCGACCAUUCUUUGUCCCGAACUGCAAGUGUUAAGACCACCAAGACAGACGUAGACCACGAUUACCAGAGUGUAUAUAGGCUCUCGCGGAGUAAUACCGAGAGUUCGUAUAUCUCCAUUUACCCCGACAGCAAGAGGUCUACUUUCAUUGGCGGAAGGGUGUCACCGAUCCAGGGGUCAUCAGGCACUCAGUGUGAAGUGGCGGAGGACGGCUACAUGGUGCCGACGCCCAAGAACUCCACGCAAAUUCAACAGACGAAAUUAUGAAGAGUUUCGGACGAACAGCAGGGAAAAGAUGAUGAUAUCUUUGACGGUUAAGGACAAUUGUGAAGAUGAUCACAAUAUGAUGACCGAAACGUCAGUUCGAAUCCAAACUGUGCUCUUUUAAAAACGUACAUCUCGUGACAUAAUCGUGUGGGUAUGCAUACAGUGCGCAUUGCACUUGUUGACCCGUACCACGCCGAAAGAUACUGUAUGGGCUCCGUGCGCCAACAAAGAGGGCACCCUUUUACAUAGCAACGAUGUCCCAUGGGCGGGACAUUUAGUUGGUUGACGCGCACCGUUCCUUGUGUGUGACCACGUACAGUACACCAGAGGAUUUGUACUAACACGCAGUGGUACGGUAGCGCGUCGCGGCAAAAUUGCAGUCAGGGAAGAUGGCGUCGGUCGGUCGACCCCACCUGUACUUUCUUUGCCGGUGAGGGGGUACUUGUGAACGGAGCGGAUGUUAUUUUGGCAAACCUCAUUUCAGAGCCACAUUAUAAUAUUUCGUGAGAUGUCUGCAUAUUGUUUUCGAAUAGAAAGGCUGGCCCAUUUUUAAUUUUUUUUUAUUCUGUUUAAUUUUGUUUUAAUUUUUUUUUUUUAGAUGCUUUAGAACGUUAACUUAGCUAUGCAUACGCAAUCGGGAACGACACGUGCUGGCGAAAAUGUCCAUUUAAGAAGUGAACUUUAUUUUAGCUCAAUGUACUUUUCUUGAAAUAGCAAACGUUUGAAUUUUUAAAUUCCUUUUUAAUCGUACAAAUAGAUAAUUAGUGAUAAUAUUAAUGCAGGCAGGAACUGCAGGUAACGGUGAAAAAAAUUGUUAAGGUGAAAUUUCUAUUGUACAUUUUGUGUGUGAUGUACAUUAUAUUAAUGUAUGGACAU